Messenger RNA from Anguilla anguilla (European eel), 2333 nucleotides. RefSeq lists its product as uncharacterized. NCBI's taxonomy places the organism in Eukaryota, Metazoa, Chordata, Actinopteri, Anguilliformes, Anguillidae. The transcript has 2 exons. The coding region runs from base 865 to 2037 and encodes 390 amino acids. The record is from RefSeq and is a predicted model, not a curated record.
AAUCCUCAACAUAUUCAACAACUUGCAUUCCGCACCAAGUACAGCACAGAAGUCAGUAUCCCAGUUGGGCUGCAGUGUCUGCUGGUUUUCGGGGUAUUUCAGUGCCCGUGAUUCAUUUAAGUAAUUGAUUGGCUAAAGAAUGUACUUGCCUUGUCCUCAAGGCAUUAAUUAGCUUCGAACACUGAGGCCCUCCAGGACUGGCCACUGACACCUGUGCUGUACUUGGUGCGUGUGAUACACCUGGAAUACAGAAACCAGUUUUGGUUUGCUGCAUCAGAAUUGAUUGUUUCAAUUAAAUAAUGUCUGCAGACUCAGAAGGACAUAUCCCACUAGCCACCAAUGUAACAAGUGGGUAUUUUUCAAGAAGGUGAGCUUUCGGCAGGUGUAGGAUCCCUGCUCCACAUGGCUGCAUGAUCACUGCAUCUCCGAUAGACUGAGCCCAGUGGCAGAAUUAAAGUGUUUCCUGAUAAAGCUUAUCCUAUGGAUGGAAGGUCACCUGGUUGAUUUGAUUUCUACAGUAUUUUCCCAGCUAACUCAUUGUUUUGUGUCAGACUACGCCACGUUGCUACAUGUGAUUUUUACAUUAUUUCCUGUAUUAAAACAUCAACAUUGAAAAUGUGAGGUUUACUGAAAGGUAUACACAUUUUUUUAAAUGCACAUGGUGGUUAACUGUCGAAUCCUUUCCUAUACCUAUAUACGUAAUUGUGUACUGAUCUGUGCAUAUACCAUACUCGCUCAAGUUUUUUCCGGUUUUAUUUUCUGAUAUUGAGGCAAGUGAACCAAUCAGUAUUUUACAUAGUGAGGUAAAGGCACCAGGGAAGCUUGCUACGUUAUCUCCACAUCACGAAGACCUCUGUGACGUCAAUGUGCAACGCUAACUUAAAGAUGCUGGUUGCACGAUAUUCGCGGGCCUUUCCCACAAUGGACGCGAGGGAAGAAAGCAAUUCGGUAACUCCUGAUGAUAAUAAUGGGGUGACCGAGGAUGAUACACAAUGGAAGGCGCUCAUUUGCAGAACGCUGGACAGAAAACAUGUCAAUAGGCUUAUAGAUCAUAGCGAUGCCAGCUUUUCAAAAGAGUUUUCCAGCCAGCUGCAUGCUGAGUCAGGUUGGGAAGAAGCGGUCCAGGGCUGGAGUAGGUGUGCCCCGAUGUUUUGCUUAUUUCAGUUGCAGAAGAAAUGUAAGAAGGCGAGGACUGGAGACAAUGACUACCACUGUCUCCUCUGCAUUGAUGUGAAGCUUUCACAGAAUGCUGAGCCUGAUUUUGCAGCAAGUUCUGAGUCUUCGGAAGCAAAUUGCUGCUUAGCAGAGGCACGUGAAAACAAAGGCAUUGCAGUCCCCACUAAGUACCAGAGGAGACCAUCCACUUCCCCAUCUGCAAUCUGCUGUCCAAACACAGAGCUACAUGGGCACAAAGCCAGAGAGAAAGCAACGAGUCAGGCGGAAUUUGGUGAUAAAAUGACCAAUGCAUUUGAAGAAACGAUGUCCAGGCUAGCUACAAACGUGCCUGAGCAGCGUCCACUGGACAAAGGAAAAGAAGUUAUGGAAAACCUCAUCGUAUUUCCCCCUGCACAUUUUCCGUGGCGCACUGUGGGAUUAACAGUGAGAAGUAUGGGAACCUGCAGCCUAACCACAACAGACAGCUUGACGGCUGAGAAUGGAUCAUAUGGCAUUCCAGCCACAGUGGAGAUGUGUGAUGAGGGAGAGGAAGCCAUACCAGCCUCUCGCAUGGACAUGAAGAUCUCAGAGGACAACUACGGACGUCUUACCCCAAAGUACCGCUCUUGCCAUUCCAGCAAAAAUUUGCUUUCUGCUUUCAGUAUCGGCAUCCCUAGGAGAUAUGUCACUUCCUCUGACGCACUGCCACAUGCAGCAAGCUUGUUGGGCAGAAAAGCAAAGUAUGACAAUCAGCACAGAAUAUCCACGAAGAGCCGUCAGGGCCAGAGAACAACACAGACAGAACCCUGUCUACCUGUCCUUUUAGGGACCAGGGUUCCAAUAUUGUCAGCAUCUCAUCGGAUUCUGUAUCCUACUGUUUAAGGGCCUGGUAGACUUCAGAUCAUUGUCAGGAGUUCUGCCUGUGCUCUUCAUUCCUGUGAUUCCAUGUCUCUGUGUCAACCAUGAACUGAAGCUGUGAUUAACACAUUUACAGUUUGAAUUUUGUAGAUAGAUCAUGGUAUGCAUUUUAGUUUUUCCAGAUUGUCUGAAUAAUUGUUGGAAAAUGCAGUCAGUUUGAAAGUUUUUUCUCAGGAUUUUGUUAAUAAAAUAAAAUUUGCUGAGAUUGACACUACUUACGCAGGCCUUUUCAUUAAAAGUAUUACCCGACUGUCCUGAAA